CGUUCUACCAAACAGUCCAAUCAGGCGCUGCGUCGAACAGGAUCAGAAUUACAGCCUCUUCCUGCUUGACAAUGCUGCGUAUGGAUGCUAAAUAUACUUAAUACAAAGCUUUAAAUAAGUAAACAUCGUUUUCUAUAACAUCUGAAGUUGGGUUGAUACUUUCGUGAUGGGUUUACUGACGAUUUUAAAGAAAAUGAAACAGAAGGAGCGGGAGAUGAGGCUGCUGAUGUUGGGUCUGGACAACGCAGGGAAGACGACCAUUCUCAAGAAGUUUAAUGGAGAAGACGUGAGCACCAUCUCUCCGACGCUAGGCUUCAACAUCAAAACACUGGAACACAGAGGGUUUAAAUUAAAUAUCUGGGAUGUAGGUGGACAGAAGUCGCUGCGCUCCUACUGGAGGAACUACUUUGAGAGCACAGACGGGCUGGUGUGGGUGGUGGACAGCGCAGACAGACUCAGACUGGAGGACUGCAGAAAGGAGCUCAGUUCACUGCUGCUGGAGGAGAGGUUAGCUGGUGCAACGCUGCUAGUGUUUGCCAACAAACAGGACUUACCAGGAGCCCUGUCAAAAGAGGCAAUACAAGAGGCUCUGGCCCUGGAUGAGAUCAAAAGCCAUCACUGGUGUAUCAUUGGUUGCAGUGCAGUAACAGGAAAGAAUUUGUUAGCUGGAGUGGACUGGUUAUUAGAUGAUAUCGCUGCAAGGAUUUUCACCAUUGACUGAGAUUGAUCCUGAUCAGCUGCGUCAUGUUAAAGGUCUCAUUGGAUUACGCAGUCAUCUGUAUUCAUAAGUACAGAAAACACGCCUGGAAUUUUUUGGGGAGAGUUGUGGAUAUCAUGUCUUAGGAUAAGAGAUCUAUGGUGAGAUUGUUCAAAAUGACCAAGAAACUAAACCUAAUUUAAGUUUGUUUACAGCAUGCGAUGUAUGCUCACUGACAGAAACCCUCUCCCAGCUGCUUACUUGUGCCUCACAUUAGUGUUGUAAUAAACUGAAAUGCCUUUUGAAUAAAUAUUGAAAAGGAA
Molecule: messenger RNA, 1020 nt
Organism: Eleginops maclovinus (Patagonian blennie)
Lineage: Eukaryota; Metazoa; Chordata; Actinopteri; Perciformes; Eleginopidae
Gene: arl2
Product: ADP-ribosylation factor-like 2
Exons: 5
Coding region: 167-721 (184 amino acids)
Biological process (GO): protein folding
Cellular component (GO): microtubule cytoskeleton; cytoplasm
Molecular function (GO): GTPase activity; GTP binding
Source: RefSeq, a predicted model, not a curated record